UAGUGCGCACACCACAUUAAACCAAACCAAACCAAACCAAACAAAACAAAACAAUCACUCAUACAAAGAAAAAAAAAACCCUAGUUGAAAGAAAAAAUAUUGUGGAGUUGUGUUGCAUAACAAUGGGGGAUGGUAAUGGAGAGUGUUGUAUAGCAAGAUGGGGAGAUUCUCACGUGACGAGUGGCUAUAAUACAUCAAAGAUGGACAUGAUAAUGCUUAAGUUUCGCCCGAUAGCGCCGAAGCCGGUAUCGGGGAAUAUAGCUGUUGGGGAAGCUGCUAGCCAAAGUAACGGGGGUCGUCAUGCGAAGGGUGCCACGGGUUCUGGUAGAGGAAGGCGGAAAUCGAGUAAAGAAAAUAAUAAUAACAACAACAAUAGUACGGGUGGUAGUGGUAGUGGUAGUGGUAAUAGAAGGUGCAACAAUAACGGAAGGAAGAGGAAGUCUAGUUCACCAGAUCAUCAAAAGAAUGAUGAAAAGACAGAUCUAACCCUACUUCCGUUGUUUCCUGAAGCACCUGAUCUGAGUCCAAGUAAUACUCCCAAGAAUAAUAAUCAGGUGCAUAGUAAUAAUAAUAGUAACAUGCCAUUCUCACUCAACUUCAACUUUGAUGAUCAAAUUGUUAGUAGUACAUCUUUCUCUUUUGAGAAUAAUUACAAUCAGUGCCAUUCAAGUUGGUGGUAACAAAAACCACGUGGCGAGAUCUGAAUGAGAGAAGAUGUUGUCUGUAUGACAUGUGGAAGAUUUUCAGAUGAUGAGGUUGUUGUUGCAUGGGGUAUAAAAACGUUAAAUUUAAUCUUAGCUAGUUUUGCCCUUUGCUUUUGUCGGUAAUUCAAAAUUGCUUAAUUUUCUCUAGUUUUUUUUUUUUAAUUAUUAUUAUUAUUAUUAGAUACUAAAGUACAUAUUUUGAUAUGUCUAAGUUCUAAGAAGUACGAUCUAAGAAUUGUAUAUAUUUUUUUUUCUCCCUUCCCCUAAGUUUGUUGGUUUAAGAUCUUUGAUUAUCCCGAAAUCUAGAAUCCAUAUUUUUCAUA
Messenger RNA from Beta vulgaris subsp. vulgaris (sugar beet), 1027 nucleotides. RefSeq lists its product as hypothetical. The coding region runs from base 123 to 680 and encodes 185 amino acids. The transcript has a single exon. The record is from RefSeq and is a predicted model, not a curated record. Lineage: Eukaryota; Viridiplantae; Streptophyta; Magnoliopsida; Caryophyllales; Amaranthaceae.